Molecule: messenger RNA, 3235 nt
Organism: Chelonia mydas (Green sea turtle)
Lineage: Eukaryota; Metazoa; Chordata; Testudines; Cheloniidae
Gene: TMEM18
Product: transmembrane protein 18
Exons: 6
Coding region: 108-515 (135 amino acids)
Cellular component (GO): nuclear membrane
Source: RefSeq, a predicted model, not a curated record
AUAUGUGCUGUGAAAGGCCGCGAGCCCUAACGUCGCUUCCCCGUCCUAUCUCGCGGGAUUUCCCCCUUAACUUCUCGCGAGAAUGAAGGGAGGCGGCCUCGGCAGAGAUGGAGCCGCCGCAGCGCGUGCCUACCGGCCUCCCCGCGAUACUGGCGCAGACAGACUGGUCUGAACCAUGGCUGUUGGGACUCACAGUUUUCCACAUCCUCUGCUUUCUGAUCACUUGCUUUUCAUUCCAGCGCUACCACCUGCAGAUAGGGCAUUUUCUCUGCAUGGUUGCCUUGGUGUAUUGUGCUGAAUAUAUCAAUGAACUGGCUGCUAUGAAUUGGAGGUUAUUUUCUAAAUACCAAUAUUUCGAUUCAAGAGGGAUGUUUAUUUCCCUAGUAUUUUCAGCUCCCUUGCUGUUGAAUGCUAUAAUAAUAGUGAUUACCUGGGUUUAUAAAACAUUGAAUGUAAUGACUGAAUUGAAGAACCUACAGCAAAAAAGAAGAGCAGAAAAAGAAAAGAAAAACUGAGACAUGGUGGUCAAGAUGGGUUCUGAAAAAGAUUUGGCGGUCAUGGUGGAUAAUCAGCCGAACAUGAGUGCCCACUGCAACACUGGCCAAAAGGACUAUUGUGAUCCUGGAGAAUCUCAAGUAAAAGUAGGGAGGCUGUUUUACUUCUGUAUCUGGCACUGGUGCGACCACUGCUGGCAUACUGUGUCCAGUUCUGGUGUCUACAGUUCAAGAAGACAAUUGAUAUAUUGGAAGGGGCUCACAGGAGAGCCACAAGAAUGAUUUAAAGGAUUAGAAAACAUGCUUUGUAAUGACUGAGCUCUUUAGAUGGGAUCCCAAAAGGGACUUAGACAUUUGCCACACAGCAUCACAGUGCCUAACUGUAGGCAACAGGAGCAGCGGGACCCACAAAGCUGAGAUAGCAUUUAAGCUUCAUAUAUGAUGUAUGGGAAGAGCUAGGCACCCAAGAAUGUGAUCUUCAAAGAUAGCACACUAGGCAGGGAGUCGCCUAAGCUAGCAAUGGCAAAUGCUGACAAGAGUGGUGUGUCCUAAGACCCAGCUGUCUGUCAGAGAUAGUGCCUGUCUUUGCUUAGCAAGCCGUGACAAGGAACCCAUCUGGAAUCAGGUGGCUUAGGAGCCUACAGCAUUUUUUUGCAGAAAUGAGUUGGAGGCCUCUAGUGUUCCAUACAAAUGGGGCGCUGCCUACUUGAUAACUUUUAGCACAGUGGAAAGAGCACUCACCUGGGAUGGGAGAGAGCCAGGUUCAAUUCCCCUCUCUGCCAGAGGAGGAAAAGAUUGGAUUAGGUGGUCUCCCACACCUCAAGAAGGUGCUGUAAUCAAUGAGCUAUGGGAUAUUGUGAUGUGGGUCUCUCUCAAUCUCCUAAAAUGUUCCACUGUGGAUACAUGAUGUUUGAAUGGAGGAGGGUGACUGGGUGCAAGAUUUUCCACUUCCCAGGUUGGUGCUCUAAUCACAGUACUACAGUCAUAUUCUCUGUCACCCAAUGACUGUUCCACUGUGGCUAAAAACCUAGUUAUUGGGCCAGAGCCGAAUGCAGUAUAACUGAAAAGAUGAUCUGGUACAGACUUCCAAAGAACAUAUUAACAUUAAAGACUGAAUAUUAAUCUGCAUAAGCCAAAUAAUACUAAGAUCCCAAGUUUACACACACAUAUAAGCUUAACUUUAAUCACUUUAGUAGUCCCCUUAAUGCCAGUGAGAUUACUCAUAGGAGUAAAGCUAAGCAUGUGCAUAAGCUUUUGAGGGACAUGGGCCCAAGUUUGUAUCACAAGUGUAUUUAGAUUGUGGUAAACAUGUUCAGUGAUUUGGCUGCAGAUAAUUUCCUUGAUCCUCUAUACAAUAAGACUGACUAUUGAGAGAUCAAGUAUAGCUGUGUAAAAACUCUUGCCCCUCCAGUGGAAAAAGUAGGAUUUUGUGAAAAGAGGUACUGGUUGUUUGCCAUACUAGGACUUCAUAAGUAAGAAGUCCGCCAUUUGCAACAAAACGUGUUCAGUGUUGUAAAUGGUUAUAAUUCACCCUUAAUCUAAUUAAUAAAUUUGCACAAUCUGUCCUUUUAAUGUGAGAUUAGGAAAAUGAAAAAUAGUUUUUCUAAAACUGUAUGAAAUUUUCAUGGGAUCAGCCGUUACAAACAAAACUGCUAUUUCUGAACUUAGACAUAGAAGAGAAUUCAUAGAGCAGUUCUCUUAAGUUAUAAAUAAAUAUAACAGGGCAAAAAUAAGGAUCUCUUUCUGUUUCCAAGCAUCCUGUACUCUAUUUGUCUUUUUAGGCGCUGAUCUUGCAAGCUGAUCAGUGGGGACAGUUCUCUGCACCUUUGUGGAGCCGAACCAAAAUCAGGGAAGCUUGUGCAGGCCCAAGAGUCCACCCACACAGAUCACCUUAUAAGGGCUGGGCCCUUCAGCAUCAGGGACAUGUCUCACUUUGUCUUGUACAGCAAGACAACAGUGUUGGAGCAUAAUAAAUAGCAUACUGCAAUCCUGAACAGAGUAACACACAUGCCAAUAUAAAAACUUUGAUAAGUAAAAAUGACAGUUUUAGCAUUGAGGAAGUUGAAUAUCACCAUAAUGAUACAAUAGUUUGCAUACUUUUAAGUGGAUAGAAGCUGGAUAUUUUCUUUGUUAAAAAUCAAUUAAUAUGAAAGCACAGUGGCUUUUUUUCCUAAAGUGUGGAUAUGUGCACAUUGGAAGAGAAUAAGUGCCAAAUCAAUAAAGUAGGUAUUUUUUAAAAAUUGGAAUCUUCUUAGCUUUUUUUCAGUUCCAGGAAACUCUCAAAAUACACUUUAGAAUUCUAAGUAUAAUUGAAGCAGCACAUGGUUUUAAGCCUUCUCUAUUAAAAGGUCUCUUAAAGGUAAAUAGCAAUAUGUUUAAGAAAAAUAAUUUAGUCGUAUAAAUUAAUGACUACAAACUGAGACAAAUGUGAUUUUUUUUCCAAAUGUUAUAAAAUGUAAAUAACACAAAUAUUCCAGCAUUUUUUCCCCCCAUGGGAUUAUCAAGCCUUACCUACGUUGAUUACUUUUCCUUUAGAUAACCUUUUCAUGUAAUGUUAUGAAGGAAAUUUUAAGUUUUAGAGUGAGGGAAGUACAUAAAAGAAUAAUAAAAAAUGGUUUUCAAAUUAUUUUUUUUAAAAAAGUGUUUUUUAACCAUAAGGGCAUCCCCCAGAGAAUUAAACGGAAAGUGGUGAUUGUGUUGAUUGUAAUAGGAAUGGAUUUAUGAAGUGAUGGAACAAUAAA